Canis lupus familiaris (dog) is the source of this 2112-nucleotide messenger RNA. It is a transcript of the gene SHTN1, whose product is annotated as shootin 1. NCBI's taxonomy places the organism in Eukaryota, Metazoa, Chordata, Mammalia, Carnivora, Canidae. The coding region runs from base 217 to 2112 and encodes 631 amino acids. The transcript is spliced from 17 exons. The record is from RefSeq and is a predicted model, not a curated record.
GCCGCCGCGGCCGCCGAGUAGGUGCGUGGGGAUGAUCUCACUCGCGCGCUCGGCGCCAGGAGGAGGAGGAGGAGGAGGAGGAGGAGCGGGAGCAGACCCGACUUCCGGGUAGUGCCGCCGCCGCACGCCACCCGCGGCUUGCUUUUCCUCCCCCUCCCCCCCGCUGCACCCCUCGCCUCUCCCUCCUUGCCUUUAUUCCCGGCCCCACCUGCCGACAUGAACAGCUCGGACGAGGAGAAGCAGCUGCAGCUCAUCACCAGCCUGAAGGAGCAAGCCAUAGGCGAAUAUGAAGACCUCAGAGCAGAGAACCAGAAAACAAAAGAGAAGUGUGACAAAAUUAGGCAAGAACGAGAUGAAGCUGUUAAAAAACUGGAGGAAUUUCAGAAAAUUUCUCACAUGGUUAUAGAGGAAGUCAAUUUUAUGCAGAACCAUCUUGAAAUAGAGAAGACUUGUCGAGAAAGUGCUGAAGCUCUGGCAACAAAGCUAAAUAAAGAAAAUAAAACGUUGAAAAGAAUCAGCAUGCUGUACAUGGCCAAGCUGGGACCAGAUGUAAUCACUGAGGAGAUCAACAUUGAUGACGAAGAUGCCAGCACCGACCCAGAAGGCACUGCAGAAACGUGUGUCUCCGUGCAGUGUCAGAAGCAGAUCAAAGAACUUCGAGAUCAAAUUGUAUCGGUUCAGGAAGAGAAGAAGAUAUUAGCGAUUGAAUUGGAAAAUCUCAAGAGCAAACUUGUAGAAGUAAUGGAAGAAGUAAAUAAAGUUAAACAAGAAAAAGAUGUUUUAAAUUCAGAAGUUCUUGAACAGAGAAGAGUCUUAGAAAAAUGCAAUAGAGUGUCCAUGCUAGCAGUAGAAGAGUAUGAGGAGAUGCAAGUAAACUUGGAACUGGAGAAGGAUCUUCGAAAGAAAGCAGAGUCAUUUGCACAAGAGAUGUUCAUUGAACAGAACAAGCUAAAGAGGCAAAGCCACCUUCUGCUGCAGAGCUCUGCUCCUGACCAGCAGCUUUUGAAAGCUUUAGAAGAAAAUGCAAAACUCAUCCAGCAACUUGAAGAAGAGAGAAUUCAGCAUCAGAAAAAGGUGAAAGACUUAGAAGAGCAGCUAGAAAACGCAGCACUCCACAGAGAGAUACGCAGCCUCAAACAGCAGCUGGGGCUUCUGGAAGAGGAUAAAAGAGAACUGGAAUUGAAAUACCAGAAUUCGGAGGAGAGAGCCAGAGAUUUAAAGCAUUCUGUUGAUGAACUCCAGAAACGGGUGAACCAGUCUGAGAACUCUGUACCUCCGCCACCUCCUCCUCCACCGCCGCUUCCCCCUCCUCCUCCCAACCCUAUCCGAUCCCUCAUGUCCAUGAUCCGGAAGCGAUCCCAUCCCAGCGGCAGUGGUGCUAAGAAAGAAAAGGCAGCUCAACCAGAAACAACUGAAGAAGUCACGGAUCUGAAGAGGCAAGCAGUUGAAGAGAUGAUGGACAGAAUUAAAAAGGGAGUUCAUCUUAGACCAGUUAAUCAGACGGCUAGACCGAAGGCAAAGCCGGAAUCUUCAAAGAGCUCUGAGAGUGCCGUGGAUGAGCUAAAAGGAAUACUGGGGACACUUAACAAAUCCACUAGUUCAAGAAGCUUAAAAUCCCUUGACACAGAAAACAGUGAAACUGAGUUAGAAAGAAUUUUGCGUCGCAGAAAGGUGACAGCAGAAGCAGAUAGCAGUAGUCCAACCGGGAUAUUAGCCACCUCAGAGUCCAAAUCCAUGCCAGUGUUGGGUUCUGUAUCCAGUGUAACAAAAACAGCCUUGAACAAGAAAACUCUGGAGGCAGAAUUCAACAGCCCGUCCCCCCCAACACCUGAGCCAGGUGAAGGGUCGUGUAAAUUGGAAGGAUGCACAAGUUCCAAGGUUACAUUUCAGCCUCUCAGUAACGCUGGGUGCGAGAGCCAGUACUGUGGCAGUGAGCAGCAAGCUGGACCCGUUAUAGUUUUAGAUCCUGUUUCCACACACGAACCCCAAACCAAAGACCAGGUCACUGAGAAAGAUUCAACUCAACGCAAGGAUGACGGAGGCGAAACUAAACCAGAAGACAAAGAAGACAGCACCGACAAAAUGAAAGACACAGACAGCUCCCACUGCUGA